Capsicum annuum is the source of this 2151-nucleotide messenger RNA. RefSeq names its product pectinesterase. Gene Ontology annotation, molecular function: pectinesterase activity; pectinesterase inhibitor activity. Lineage: Eukaryota; Viridiplantae; Streptophyta; Magnoliopsida; Solanales; Solanaceae. Gene Ontology annotation, biological process: cell wall modification. Bases 124 to 1821 code for a protein of 565 amino acids. The record is from RefSeq and is a predicted model, not a curated record. The transcript is spliced from 4 exons.
GACUAUUUCUGAUAUACCCUCAACUUCACCAUGUAUGCUACAGUAAAUUAAAAUAUACUAAUAGCACAAAUCUUUAUAAAUUUAAGAAGUUUAGCCCUCAUUUCCCUCACUAGACUCCUCAAGAUGUAUAGCCAAAAAAAGAAACCUUCACUUUUGCUUCCUCUUUCAUCUAUUUUCUUGCUCACAUUCUUCUUUUUCCCAAAAUUAUUAGUAUCAUCAAGUAGUACUCCACAAACUCAUGUUGACAAAAACAUAAUCAAAAUUGCAAAUUCACAUUGCCAAGGUACACUUUAUCCACAACUUUGCAUUUCAACACUUUCAUUAAUCCCAAAUCUUGAACAAAAAUCAAUCCCACAAAUCAUUUCUUCCAAUGUCAAUGUAACUUUAAAUGAAGUCAAAUCCUCUUCUCAACAUUGCAAUAACAUCCUUCACAAGAUGUCCAAAUUGGAUCCUAAUGAGAAAAGAGCUUUAUAUGAUUGUAUUGAACUCUUAGGUGAUAGAACUAUUGAUGAGUUACAAACUACUCUUUAUGAUCUUUCAACAAAAAAUGGUACAAAUUCACCUUCAAAGCAUUAUAAUGAUCUCCAAACACUUCUUAGUGGUGCAAUGACAAAUCAAGAUACUUGUAUUGGUGGAUUUUACAAUAGUAAUCACAACUUGACUCAUUACUUUGAGAAGGAUUUGAAAACCAUAUCUCAACAUGUGAGCAACUCACUUGUUAUGCUCAAGAAGUUAAAGACCAGGUCGACUCAAGGGUCGUCAUCAAACUCCAAUGAAGUCUUCCCGGAAUACGGGGAAAUGAAAGAUGGACACCCAAAAUGGUUGAAAAAAAGGGACAGGGCGCUUUUACAAGCUCCGGUGAACCAAAUUAAGUUCGAUUUGAUUGUGGCUAAGGAUGGUAGUGGUAAUUUUACGACUAUUAACGCGGCAUUAAGCGCGUCACCAAAUUCUAGCAAUACAAGAUUCGUGAUAUACAUUAAGGCGGGAACGUAUUUUGAAUAUAUCGAUGUAGAAAGGAAGAAAACUAUGAUAAUGUUCGUUGGCGAUGGGAUAGGAAAAACAACGAUAAAGGGUAAUCGAAAUGUAGUCGAUGGAUGGACAACUUUUCGAUCAUCUACCGUUGCUGUGGUGGGAAAUGGAUUUCUAGCAAGGGGCAUUACAUUUGAGAACUAUGCUGGCCCUAGCAAGCACCAAGCUGUGGCUCUAAGGAGUGGCUCAGACUUCUCUGCCUUCUACCAAUGUAGCUUUGUUGGCUAUCAAGACACACUCUAUGUCCACUCUCUUCGACAAUUCUAUCGCGAUUGCGACGUCUAUGGAACGGUCGACUUCAUUUUCGGUAAUGCAGCUGUUGUUUUCCAGAACUGCAAUUUAUACGCUCGUAAACCCGACCCGAAUCAGAAAAACAUCUUCACAGCACAAGGAAGAGUGGAUCCAAAUCAAAAUACAGGAAUAUCAAUCUUGAAUUGCAAAGUAGCAGCAGCAUCAGACUUAGUUCCUGUACUAUCAUCAUUCAAGAAUUACCUAGGUAGACCAUGGAAAGAAUAUUCAAGAACUGUAUAUCUCUUGUCCAACAUUGAUAGUUUAAUUGAUCCUGCUGGUUGGUUGGAAUGGAAUGGUGAUUUUGCAUUGAAGACACUUUAUUAUGGAGAGUAUUUGAACCGGGGACCCGGUUCAAAUACUGAAGGUAGAGUGAAAUGGCCCGGGUACCGGGUCAUCAAUAGCUCUACCGAGGCGAGUCAGUUCACGGUUGGGAGUUUCAUACAGGGCGGUGAGUGGAUACCGGCUAUCGGGGUGCCAUUUUAUACCGGCUUAACUUCCUAGUGAUGCAAAACGAGGCAGAUUCAGAAUUUUAUAAAGUUAGUGGGUGCUGAGAGGCAAUAUAAGAAGUAUAUGGUCAUAAAUAAAAAAAUAAUAUCAGAAUGAAUUUGUUGGCAGACCAAUUUAUUUCAAGUUGUAUGGUGCAUGUCGCAUGACAACAGUCGCAACAAUCACCACCAGUCUAUUUAUUGCUUGUAUUUAUUUAUCUCCGAAUAUUUUUCACAUCAUCUUAAAGGUAAUUUUAAAUGAGUUUGUUGGCAAACUUAUGUAUUUCAUGUUGAAUGGUGUAACAUAUAUAUAAACAAUUGCAACAAUCACCAGUUUGGUAUCAAA